This is a messenger RNA of Lactuca sativa (garden lettuce), 2201 nucleotides long. RefSeq lists its product as uncharacterized. Lineage: Eukaryota; Viridiplantae; Streptophyta; Magnoliopsida; Asterales; Asteraceae. The record is from RefSeq and is a predicted model, not a curated record. Gene Ontology annotation, biological process: protein autophosphorylation. Gene Ontology annotation, cellular component: plasma membrane; plasmodesma. Gene Ontology annotation, molecular function: transmembrane receptor protein tyrosine kinase activity; ATP binding.
UACAAAUUUACAAAUCAAACUUUCUGCACUCCAACAUUUGUAGUUGCAACUUUUGAUUUUCUUCACAACAUAUUAUUAACCUAUUGCUAUGGAAGAUACCCACGACCAAACUUUGCAAACACAACCAUGUCACCAGUUUUCCCUUUCAGAGAUUCAGAUAGCCACCCAUGGAUUUGAUGAGGAAUCCGUCGUAGGUCAAGGUGGAUAUGGGAAGGUUUACAAAGGUUCCAUCAAGAUCGGAGAAACAUAUGUCCUUGUAGCCAUGAAACGGUUGCAUUCCAAUUCAAAUCAAGGGGCCAUGGAAUUCUGGGCAGAAGUUGAGAUGCUUUCUAAAUUGAGACAUUGUAACUUAGCUUCUUUGAUUGGUUAUUGUAAAGAUGCAAACGAGAUGAUUCUUGUCUACGAGUAUAUGCCCAAGGGAACACUUGAAGGUUGUCUUCGUAAAGGUGCUACUCCUCUUUCAUGGUUAUUGCGGCUCAAUAUAUGUAUAGGUGCUGCUCGUGGAUUAGAUUACCUCCACACAGGCACCGGAACUAAACAAGUAGUCAUACAUCGUGAUGUGAAGACAUCCAAUAUCUUGUUAGAUGACAAUUACGCUGCAAAAAUCGCAGACUUUGGGUUGGCGAAAGUGGGCCCCACCAAUACUUCUGUUACCACAGGAGUCAAAGGGACAUUCGGGUAUCUAGAUCCAACAUAUUUCCUUACGAAAAAGCUAACAAGUAAAUCUGAUGUUUAUGCUUUUGGUGUUGUACUCUUAGAGGUGUUAUGUGGGAGGCCUGCUGUGGACACAACUCUUAAAGAAGAGCAAUGGGGUCUAGCAAAAUGGGCUCAAGAUCGUAUUGGAAAAGGAAAAUUAUCCAAGAUUAUUGAUUCUAGAUUGAGGAGGCGAAUAUCGAGUAAAUGUUUGAAGGAGUUUGCAAACAUUGCAGUUAGAUGCUUGCAUACUGAUGCAAAUAAACGGCCAACAAUGGCGGAAGUUGUAGCAAAGCUUGAGUUGGCGUUGUCUUUACAAAAAAAGGUGGAUCCUUCUGCUGCAAAAGGUAAACUGCGCAUGAAAGCAUUGUCUUUCUUAAAAGCGGAUGUUCCGAAAUUGAUCAAUUCAAUGACUUCUUAUUUGGCAAUAAGUAAACCUGUUGUGUUAGCGACUUCUAUAGUUGAUGCAGACUAUGAAUCUGGUGGACAUAUGGUUCAUUUCGAUGGUGGGUUUGAGUUAAGUCUAAUCGAGUUGCUUACUGCAUCUGCCAAGAUUCUAAAUGAAAAACCUUACUGUAGAACAUAUGUAGCAUAUCUUUCAGAUGGUUCUCAAGUUGUUGUGAAACGCAUACUGACUCAAUUAAGCCAAAAUAAUUUUGCUACUGCUGUUUCUUCCCUUGGAAAGAUUCGCCACAUGAACGUAUUGGAUGUUAAGGCCUAUUACUGGGGUAGAGGAGAGACAUUGUGUGUCUUUAAAUUUAUGAUUAAUGGGAGUGUUGCGUCUCUCUUAAAAUCUUCCCGGAAUAAGCGUGGAUCUAUAACUCCUUUUGAGUGGCGAAGGCGGUUAAAUAUAAUUAUGGGAAUCACAAGAGGCCUCCUCUACCUUCACACUCAAGAGAAGAUAAUUCAUGGAGACCUUAAGUUGAGCAUGAUAUUGCUCGAUGAGGAUUAUAAUCCAAUGAUUGCUAAUGUUGGUCUCUCACAGCUUAUGCCAGCUACAAGACAAAGGGUUAAAAAAAAUUGUGCACCCGAGUUCAGUGGAUCAGUGAAUGCCACAGAAGAGGUUGAUAUAUAUAGCCUUGGAAUUAUAAUGUUACAACUUUUGUGUAGAGAGUCUGCUAAGAGAAGAAAACGUUCAGUUGAUUUGCCGACCUGGGUGAGGUCAGUAUCAAAAGAAAAUUGGUCUGCUAAAGUGUUUGACGCCAAAUUCAUUCAGGAAACAUGCUUCAACGGCAAUUCAUUGGUGAAGAUAAUGGAAUUAGCUCUGCAGUGUGUUGAGUAUGACCCUAAGGCCAGGCCUACAGCUAAUGAUGUCCUUCGGGCACUGGAACAGAUUGAGGUGUAGAUGAUGAUCUUGCUAGCCAUGGUGGCAAAAGAUAAUUACAAGUAUGUACAUGUGGAUAUUUGUUUCCAAUUGUACUCCUAGGUUAGCAAGAUUGUAUUAUAUUACUGUACCUAUGUAUUAUAUGGAAGAAUACCAAUGAUUAAGUUUUUAAUGAUGAAAAUAA